Molecule: messenger RNA, 3011 nt
Organism: Phyllopteryx taeniolatus (common seadragon)
Lineage: Eukaryota; Metazoa; Chordata; Actinopteri; Syngnathiformes; Syngnathidae
Gene: lcp2a
Product: lymphocyte cytosolic protein 2a
Exons: 32
Coding region: 64-2385 (773 amino acids)
Biological process (GO): intracellular signal transduction; cell surface receptor protein tyrosine kinase signaling pathway
Molecular function (GO): protein binding
Source: RefSeq, a predicted model, not a curated record
GAGGCCCCUUCAAAACAACUUACGGUACUGGGAAGUCUUCUGCGGUGAGGCAGACCACGCAGGAUGAGCGGCGGCCGAGUGCCAUCCCGGUCGGAGGUCGUGGAGUGGAGCCCUCAGCAGCUCGCCGACCACUUGAGGAAGAUGAAUCUGACCGACUGUGACAGAACUGUGUUGAAGAACUCCAUCAAUGGGAAGCGAUUUGUGAACCUGAGUGACAACGACCUGCAGAAAUUCCCCAAACUUCUGACCCCGAUUAUUUCGAAGCUGAGUGCUGACAUCAGCAAGAAGGAAGAAAAACGAAGCCUCUUUUGUAAAAAAAGCAUGACACCUAAAUUUCAUGAACCAGUUCGUGAUGUUAAAGGUUCAGGUGACAAUCAUUCUGACGACGACGACGAUGCCAACGAUUACGAGAGUCCCAACAUCGGUAGCGAGGAGAGCAGCCACAGUGACUACGAACAACCCAACGACGACGCGGCCGAAGCGGAGCAUUACGAACUUCCACCCUCAGAACACUCGGAGGACUUGGCGCACAAGCUGCGCAGCGCUGUACACCACGGAGACAACAAAUACAUUGAUACCAGGGAUAAACGCACGUCAUCCAGAGGUCCGCCGACUGCUGUUUGCCCUCGACCACCUGUGGCAUCACGUCCUCCACCGUCGCCUCGGUUUCCGCAGCCAGUUGAGUCCGGUCAAGAUCACUCGCCACACUCUUGUAGAGGAGCAUCAGAGAAGUUGCUUCCAGGGCCGCCGCAGAUCUUCCGUCGCAACAAACCGGGCAGCAAUUCAUCUCCCAUUCGAGGUCCUCAUGUGGCAGAGAAGCCAGGCUUACCCUCUCGAAGGCCUCAGGCGGACGUCCCGGAUUGUCUGACCAGGUCCAAAACUCUCGCUCCGCCUCCUCCCUCCUCGGCCUCCAUCGGCAGGAGCAACUCCUCCGUCAGGCCGCCUCCUCCGCCCAGCAGGAUUGAUGGCAUAAGGGAGCAUACACACAAUGAUGCACCCAAACCCAGCACGUUCUCCCUCCUCCAUAAGGCUCUGCCCCUUUGCCCGACACCCCACACCCGCCAUGGAGACAGUUUGCCUCCUGGCGCCACUUCCGUCAGGCCACUGCCUCUCAAUGUCUCUUCUGCUCCCGAUGUUCAAGGCUGGGAUGAUGACGAGUUUGAUGACGAAGAUGCUGAUUACGAGAAUCCAAACAGCAGCGGCGAGGACAGCGGCAAGGGCGCCGAUGACGACGACGCGUCAAACGACACGGACUGGGCCGACAAUUACGAACCGCCUCCUACGGAACCCUCGGAGGCGCUAACUCACAGGCUGUACCCCGCCCUGCCCAGCGGUGAUGCCGAUUACAUCGAUAACAUUGCUAAACAUGUGUCCUCGAGAGGCCUGCCACCGCCAGUCAGUCUUCGCCCGCCGGUCUCUUCGCUUCCACCUCUGUCGCCCCGCUUAUUGGGUGAGUCAUUGUCCGGUCGAGAUCACUCACCGCACUGUGCCGGACAACCACUUCCAGGGAAACUGCUUCCUGGGCCACCGCAGAUUUUCCGUUGCAACAAACCAGGUCGCAAUUCGUCUCCCAUUCGAGGUCACAACACAGAAGAGAGGCCACUUGCACACUCUCGAAGGCCUCAGGUGGACGACCCGGAUCCCCCCGCCAGGUCCAAACCUCCUGGGUCCGCUCCUUGUUCGUCGGCCUCCGUCGACAGGAGCAACUCCUCCGUCGGGCCUUCUCCUCCCAGCAGGUUUGACGGAAUGAGGGAGCAAAUACCCAGUGAUGGUGAGAAACUUCCAUUCAAUCAUCAAGACUUUUUAUUAACGGCCAAACGCAACACCUUUCCCCUUCAUAACAAUCUGGCCCCUCGGCCAGCACCCCAUGGUCGCCAUGGAGACAGUUUGCCUCCUUGUACUACUUCUGUCAGUUCACUGCCGCUUAACAUUCAUCCUGCCCAUGCGGAUAACAGGAGCAACUUUGCUGGAUCAGACCGCUUUCGUCCUCCACCACAAAAAUCUCCAUCCAAACAGGGAAUGGAUCCUCGCUGGUAUGUUGGUAAAGUGACCAGGGGUCAAGCAGAAGGGUACUUGAAACAAGUCAGCAAGGACGGGGCGUACCUAGUGCGCGACAGCUCCCGCCAGCACUCCAACCAGCCGUACACACUUAUGGUCCUCCACCAGAACAAAGUUUACAACAUCCAGAUCCGCCAUGAGGACAAGCAGUUCCAACUCGGAACCGGACUCAAGGCCCAAGAGUCCUUUCCCUCAGUGUGUGAUAUGAUCAAAUACCACUCCCAGUGUCAUCUGCUCCUCAUCGACGCCAAGAAGCGCUGUUUGGGCCAGCAGAACCAGUGUCUGCUGUCAGAGCCAGCAGGGAUUUACAUGACUGGAUCCCACUGAGACCUUACAAUAUUGGAGUAAAACAGUUUAGACCCAUUCUGGUUCAAACUGGUUUAGUUGUUGUCCAUGUAGAUUUUUUUCCCUUGAAUUUGUUGCCCCCCUUUCAUCCAAGCGCUUAAGAGUCUCGAUUGGACAGUGGUGCCUUGACAUACGGGUGACUUGACCUUCGAGUUUUUCGAGAUACAAGACAUCAAUCGGCAGAUUUUUGUUUUUGCUCUGACUCGCGAGGGCAAACUUGUGAUACGAGCACUUCACAACAAGCGGCAGUUUGGCAGAUAUAAUCAGUAAAUAUUCAUCGAAAAAGGGGCUCCAAGCUGUUUAUUGCUAACAAUUAGCAUCAAAAUGUCAUGUGUUAUAACACCUGAUAGCGGAGCACAAACGCUGCAGCAACACAUGUAGACAGAUAAAACAACAAUACUCACUGGCAGAUAUUCUUUAUUCUCGGUGAAGAAUGACUAAUAUUACUGCCAUGUUUUUACAAAGUACAAUCGAGCGUGGUCAAGGAACAAAUUAAUCUCAUAUCUCAAAGGCACCAAUGGGUUUAAUUUUUUUUUGACAAAUGUAACAUUGUAAUUGCAGUUUUAAAACAAUUCAAAAACAUGAAUAAAAAAUGUUGUUGUAGUAGC